Messenger RNA from Leopardus geoffroyi (Geoffroy's cat), 2691 nucleotides. It is a transcript of the gene PPP1R3E, whose product is annotated as protein phosphatase 1 regulatory subunit 3E. Bases 1561 to 2400 code for a protein of 279 amino acids. Lineage: Eukaryota; Metazoa; Chordata; Mammalia; Carnivora; Felidae. Gene Ontology annotation, biological process: regulation of glycogen biosynthetic process. The transcript is spliced from 4 exons. The record is from RefSeq and is a predicted model, not a curated record. Gene Ontology annotation, molecular function: glycogen binding; protein phosphatase 1 binding. Gene Ontology annotation, cellular component: protein phosphatase type 1 complex.
UCUCUGCCCUUCCCCACUUGAUGUCUCUCUCUCUCAAAAAUAAGUAAACAUUAAAAAAAAAAAGAAAUUCCAUUUCUACUCUAAGAUUCCUCAUUACAAUACUCUGAAGAUGUUAACUACUACUACUAAAUGUUUUAAUCUUAUAGAACCAAGUGGGUACGAGAGUGGGCUCUAGAGCUGGACUGCUGAUGUUCUAAUCCCAGCUCCUCAAUUAUUAUGUACAUGACCCAGGACAAGAGUCCUAUCUCCUCUCUCCCUCAAUUUUCUCAUCUGUCAAGUAGGCAUAAUAAUACUCCCUGCUAUUUUGAUGGCUGUUUAUAUGGGUUAAUAUUUGUAAAACUCUUAAAACUGUACCUAGUACAUUCUAAGUGUUAUACAAAAUCAGUAGGGAAUUUAGGGGAUUCGAUGAAUAUUUGGGAUUUUCUCUCUGCCCCUCCCCUGCUUGCACUCUCUCUCUCUCAAAAUAACUAAAUAAACCCCCCCCAAAAAAAUCAGGGAAUUUAGGGGAAAAAAAAACUAUACAAGAUACUUCACAUCUUUUUUCACUAAUGUAGAACAAAAUGAAGGAGAAAAAAAGCCAGCUCUGUGCCCCUGUUGGAAGCUCCCACUGGAACUAGAACCCCACAGUUGUAGCUCCAAAAGAGUUGUGUGUCCAUUCAUUCAAUAUUUUGAGAGCCUAGUAUGUGCUGUAACUGACCAGGAAUCAGACACACCCUCUGCCCUCAAAGGCCUUGCAGUGGGGUUAGAGAUCAGAACUCUAAUCUACUUUUUCACAGAUGAGAAAACUGAGGUCCAGAGAAGUUAUGCCUUGCUCAAGGUCACACAGCAAAAUAUCAUCAGAGGUGAGACCAGAGCGUUUCCCACAACUCAGUUCAGAACUCUUUUCCAAUUGACCACCCCACCCUUUUGAGGGUCACAUCUCAGCUACUAUUUGAGAUACUACCUAGUUUUCAUGACCCUCCCUUCUGUGCACCCACUGUCACCCUCGCUCCCAAACCUGGAGCCUAGGAUUUAGAAAAGAAAACGGUGAGCCCUGAAGAGAAAGUCACACACUGGGUAUUUUGAACCAUCCUCUGCAAGAAAAGGAAAGGUUACUCUGGUCUCCCAGCAUUAACUCUUCCUGUGCCGGAGAGGUUGAGGCCGUUUAAAAACAAAAAACCUGAGUGGUCUCACUCAGGACCGAAAGGGUAGAUCCCCGCCCCCUGGUAAAGCAGCGAAGACAGAUGGGGAGCCACCUGUCAGAGGACUGUGGGCGGGGGCCGGGACCGAGAGGGCCGCGGGACCAGAGGGUGAGCGCCGCUGAGCGCACGCUCAGAGCAGACAGUUCGCAGGAGGCAAGAGAUGAUGGUCUAAAACCCUGGGAGCUGACGGCCAGAGCGGGAGGAAAGGUAGUCACGGAAGGGAGGCAGAGCUACAGGAGGUGGGGGAUCCUGGAGGUGACAGCAAGGAGAGUACGCAACCGCGAGGGGCAGCUCCAGCGAGGACGCCGGGCGGUCGGGCGAGAGAAGGCAGGGCAGCGCCGCGGCGCUGCGGGCGGGCUCCGCCAGGGCGAGGGGUGCCAUGUCUCGAGAGCGGCCCCCCCGCACCGACAUCCCGCGCAACCUGAGCUUCAUAGCCGCGCUGACGGAGCGUGCCUACUACCGCAGCCAGCGGCCCAGCCUCGAGGAGGAGCCGGAGGUGGAGCCAGGCGAGGGCGGGACGCGCCUCGGGGCCCGGUCCCGAGCUCACGCUCCGAGUCGGGGUCGCCGGGCCCUCUCUGCGCCAGCCGGAGGCGGCGGAGUUCGGGUGCCUCGCAGCCGCAGCCCCGACACCCGCAAGAGAGUGCGUUUCGCCGACGCGCUUGGGCUGGAGCUGGCCGCGGUGCGCCGCUUCCGCCCCGGAGAGUUGCCCCGGGUGCCCCGCCACGUGCAAGUUCAGCUGCAGAGAGACGCCCUCCGCCACUUCGCGCCGUGCCAGCCUCGCGCCCGCGGCCUCCAGGAGGCGCGCGCCGCCCUAGAGCCGGCCAGCGAGCCCGGCUUCGCCGCCCGCUUGCAGGCGCAGCGCAUCUGCCUGGAACGCGCCGAGGCGGGCCCGCUGGGCGUGGCCGGGAGCGCGCGUGUGCUGGACCUUGCCUACGAGAAGCGCGUGAGUGUGCGCUGGAGCGCCGACGGCUGGCGGAGCCAACGCGAGGCCCCCGCCUCCUACGCCGGUCCGGCCCCGCCCCCGCCGCGCGCGGAUCGCUUCGCCUUCCGCCUUCCGGCGCCACCCAUUGGGGGCGCCCUGCUUUUCGCCUUGCGCUACCGCGUGACCGGCCACGAGUUCUGGGACAACAACGGCGGCCGUGACUAUGCUCUACGGGGGCCCGAGCACCCCGGGAGUGGCGGAGCCCCGGAGCCCCAGGGCUGGAUCCACUUUAUCUGAGACUCCUGCGGCCGACGGCGCAAAAAGCAAAGGCACCCAGGGGCCGGGGGAGCCCGAAGAUUUGGCUGGGAAGAACGAAAGAAACCGAAAUUGGCUGGGAGCUGUCCAAGAGAGUCAAAAGGGGUGGAGAACCCACUUCCUUUUCUCCAAGACCAUGGUUGAUCCACCUUCCUCCCUCAGGCUCCUUCUUGACAGUCUUCUAGAAAGGAGAAGAGGGAAAAGAUGCAGUUCGUGAUGCACAUGAACAACUGCUCCCAGGAAAUAAAUUUCUGAUGUCCGACAACCUUGAAA